Messenger RNA from Biomphalaria glabrata, 3628 nucleotides. RefSeq lists its product as uncharacterized. Gene Ontology annotation, biological process: DNA replication, synthesis of primer. The transcript has 8 exons. NCBI's taxonomy places the organism in Eukaryota, Metazoa, Mollusca, Gastropoda, Planorbidae. The record is from RefSeq and is a predicted model, not a curated record. Bases 178 to 2502 code for a protein of 774 amino acids. Gene Ontology annotation, cellular component: alpha DNA polymerase:primase complex.
CUGACACACUUAUAGAUCUAGAAUCUAAUCUAGACUAAAUGAGUAGAUCUAUACUCUAUAGUGACUAUAGACUAUAAACCAUAGCAUAGAUCUAGACUCUAUGUCUAUGACUAGUAUGACUAUGAAGCCUAGAUCCAAGACUGGCUCAACUAAAGUGAUGAUAAAUAUAUAUAUCUAAUGACAAAGAAUUAUUUAUUUAUUUAUUUUUGCAAAAUGAGUUUUUACCUUUCACCACCUGAAGGAAUAGUUUCAUAUGAAAAAUUAGAAAUGUAUGGAUUAAAGAGACUCCAGUUUUUAAUACGUCUUGUACAAUGCAGACACGAUAAAGAAGUUGAAGAUGUUAUUCAGGACACAAGUAUUGUUGAUAACAGUGACUGUUUAAUUAUUGGCACAGCAAAGGACUUGAUUUCACAUUAUAUUUUAAGACUUCUUUUAGGAGGCUGCAGUGAAACAGCAACAUUUUUUUGUGAGUCAGAGAGUGCAUUUUUUAAACUUCAGUUGAAACAGAUGGAUAAAGAAGAGCUGAGAAUCUUCUUUCGAGGUUUAGAUAAGAAUCUGAAAGUAUUCAAUGUGUCAAGCUUUUACAGAAUGCCACUCUCAAAUCUGUUAUACUUAGUUGAAGCAUUAAAAGAAAUAUUUCCUUCAUGGUCCACAUUAGUUGAAGAAAUGUGUGAUGAUAGAUCUCAAACAUCAGUCUGUCUUCCAUUUCAAAUGGUUCUGCAUCUAGUGGCUAGCAGGGAAGUUGAGCUUCAAAAGGGUUCAGCGUUUGUUCCAUUAAAACUUUUAAAAGAAGUUUUACAAGAGCAACACCAAGCAGUCAUGAGUGCCUUUGUUCAGCAAGCUAGACAUGCCAGGGAGGCUGCUAUCAAAGAUGAGAGAAUCAAGCGACUUGCUGCAGUAUUCAAGCAAGUUUAUAGAUCAGAAUUUAAGUCAUCUGUUGAUAUUCAGCGAAACAGUACACCCUUGCGUCUACCAGAGCUGUCCUCAAAAGAAAUUCUGUUUCCUCCAUGCAUGGGCAAUUUAAUGAAAGCUUUGAGACAUCGUCAUCGGUUGAAACACCAAGACAGAAUACAGCUCACACUUUUCUUAAAAGAGCUGGGCCUGCCACUUCAUGAUGCCCUUCUGCUAUGGAAACAUGAGUAUUCUAAGCCUGACACUUCAGGGGACCACAAAGGCUGGCAGGGAAGUGAAAAAAAGUACAUCUAUAACAUACAACACUUAUAUGGUCUGCAAGGUGGAAUGAUCAACUACAGGGCCCACAGCUGCCCUUCUAUUCAGGGGAGACUACUUUCUUGUGGUGAUCAUGGUGGAUGUCCUUUUACUGUCAAAGAUAAAACAGUUUUGUCCCGCCUGGCUGAAGAUGUAGGCAUGAAGCUUUCUGACCUUCCGUUACUUGAAAGACUUUCUGAAACUAGAGAUUUCACAUCAGCUUGUCAGCUGUACAUGCUUUUGAUGAAGCUGAAGGUCAAGAGAGAAGAUAACAGAAGUAGUAAUCCCAAUCAUACAAUAAAUGAUAAUGAACAUGAGACUGUGACUAAUGUACUACAUAAAUCUAAGAAUGGAAUUGAUGCAUCAUGUAAAUGUAAGAAUGGGAUUGAUGCACCAUAUAAAUGUAAGAAUGGGAUAGAUACACCUUGUAAAUGUAAGAAUGGAAUUGAUGCAUCAUGUAAAUGUAAGAAUGGGAUUGAUGCACCAUAUAAAUGUAAGAAUGGGAUAGAUACACCUUGUAAAUGUAAGAAUGGAAUUGAUGCACCAUAUAAAUGUAAAAAUGGGAUGGAUGCACCAUGUAAAAGUAAGAAUGGGAUGGAUGCUCCUUGUAAAUGUGAAAAUGGAAUUGAUGCACCAUGUAAAUGUAAGAAUGGGAUGAAUGCACCAUGUAAAUGUAAGAUUGGGAUGGAUGCAUCAUGUAAAUGUAAGAAUGAGAUUGAUGCACCAUGUAAAUGUAAGAAUGGGAUUGAUGCACCAUGUAAAUGUAAGAAUGAGAUAGAAACAGUGUUAAAUGGUUUAAAAAUUCAGUCAUCAGAGAAUCUAAAUCUAUAUUCAUUUUUAGGUGAAUAUCUUGAAGAAAACUCUACAAACUCUUAUCAUCUUGAAUUAAAUAAAAUUCAAAGUUUUGAUAGCUGCCAAGAAUCAUCAAAACUAAAAAGAUGCUCAUGCAUUUUUGAUGAAAGUAGAAAGAACAAAAAAAUAUGCACUAGCAAAAAUAUCUAUUUGAAAAAUGUAUCUGGUCAAAGUCAAUCACAAUUUUUAUCAGAUUUUUUAGAUAAGGAACUUUUAGGUGACACUGAGGUAUGUCACUCCAAGACAUAUAACUCAAUGAAAUAUGACAUUGAGACAUGUCAUAACAUAAAAAUGGUCCCUAAUGAUAGACACAUGCAUAUACCCUUAGCAAGACAUAGAAAGCCAAGUGAAUGCUUCUUCUUCUAUCAAAAUCUUAACUUCUCAAAAUGCCAAAGCUGUGAAACAGUGAAAGCUGGAAAUGUUGAUGUUGAAAAUGUUUGAUUUCAUUUCGACAAAAGAAAAACAAGACGUAAUUAUAAGCAUGUUUUAUUUAGGGACAGAUUUAAUUGAAUCUCAGGUAAAAAUAGGGAUAAACUAUACCAGUGUCUCCUAGUUUGUCAACUAGGUCAGGCUUUUAAAACAUCUUACAAACUUGUUGCUAAAAUACUUCUGACUUUACUUGCCUACCUCUCUCUUUACUGCAGAUAGUGAAGGAAAGGUGGAUUCACUAUCCACCCAAUAACUCUUUGACAGUCCCACAUUACCAUGUGAUACACAAAAGAUAAACCUGUCUGACUUCUAUUGUGUCUUUUAAUUUUUCACAUCUGAUACUGUCUUUGUAUUUAAUUUUUAACAUGAUAAUUCAGUUUUCUUGACUGGAGGAACUCUGUACAUAAAAAAAAAAGAGAAAUUAUGUAUCACAAAAUAUAGUCUAGGUAAUACAUUUUGAGCUAAGCCUAUUCUGCCAUGAUGCAGAACUCACAAAAAAUCUGUAAGUUGUUUCAGCUCUAUGUAACUGAAGUUCAAUCUGUUUGCUAAAGCUAGACUGAUAAUAUAAAUUGAAAGGCUUAUUGAUUUUUAAGUUUGAAGAGUAUGAAGUUAGAAAGGGACACUAACAUUUACUUGAGGUGCAGAUGGAAGAGCAAUGUUUGUAUAGAAAAUGUUCAUAUAGCAUUUCAAAGUGUUGAAACAUUAAAUUUAUAGGAGUCCAAAAAUAAAUAAUAGGAAGACUCAAGAAUGAUAGAAAUAUUAUAGCACUUAUAUAAAUGUUGUUUGCACUAAGCUACACAUCAAGAUAAUUUAUAUAUUUUAACUCGAUGCUUUUACAAUGUAAAAAUAAUUCAGAAACUUUUAAUUGUGCAUAUUUUCUUAUUUAUGUUUACAAAUUGUAUCUUAUGUACAUCCAUUUUAGACACUUUUGUUUAUUGUACAAGAUUUUUAUUUCUACAAGACAUGUGCAUUUGAAAUUUUUACAGGAGUCCUCUUUGUUUUCAUUUAGUUGUAUGAUAAUCUACAAAACACAUUUUGUUUGUUUUGUUGGGGGGGGGGAAUCUCUUAUUUUAUUAAAUAUUGGCAUACAGUAUUUUUCGGCACUUGCUAUUAAUUGAAUUAAAAUAAUAUCACAAUG